Molecule: messenger RNA, 12379 nt
Organism: Vanessa tameamea
Lineage: Eukaryota; Metazoa; Arthropoda; Insecta; Lepidoptera; Nymphalidae
Exons: 23
Coding region: 163-11721 (3852 amino acids)
Cellular component (GO): nucleus
Molecular function (GO): ATP hydrolysis activity; ATP binding; ATP-dependent chromatin remodeler activity
Source: RefSeq, a predicted model, not a curated record
ACUGCUAGAUUUCUAACAAUAUAAUAAAUCAACAAAUAUAGUUAUUAACUAUUAAAUAUUAUUGCUCUAUAAAACCAGUUCUGAUAUGAAAACAGUUUACUUAAAUCGUACAUACUGUUCCUAAAAUGUGUUCAAGUUGCCCCAUUAUAGUUUUUUAUUAUCAUGUCCGAAAUAAUUGAUUUGGAAUCCAACAACCUCUGUACAACUGAGGACGCAUUCGAAAAGUUUCAAGUAGUAUCGAUGUAUGAAGAAGAUGAAUACAUAACACUCUCUGAUAUUUUGUCGCCUCCGGGAUCUGGCAAUAAUGAGUCCGAUAUUAUAAACGUGCCAAGUGACCAAGUCUCAGAACAGAUGCAAAAUCCAAGACAAAAAGUAAACCUCUCAUUAAUUGUUCAAGAAAAUGAGGAUCAAGAAGAGACUCCUCAAAGCAAAACCAGGGUAGACACGAAAAGGGAUGUUCCUAAAUUAAAAGGGAGAAUAAAGACAUAUGGUAAGCGGUCGAGUCUAACUAAGAGUAUUGGAAAAGAUUCCCUCGAAACAUCUACGAUUACUCGUGGAAAUGAUAAUACCACUUCCUCUUCAAAGAUAAAUAGUGAUUUAAAUUAUGACAUGAUAAUAGGAGAAGAAAACUCACAAUCGGACUCGGUCAAUCAGUUGAAAGACCAACCAAAUCCAAAUAAAAUAUCCAAAAAAAAAUUGUCCAAGAGAGGUAGACCUUCAAAGCUUAAAACAAAAAUGGAUAAUUUAACUGAUACACCAGCUGAUGAUGAAAAUAAAAAAGAUAACAGAAAAAGAAGAAAAAAACUCUCAGAUAUACCUAUAAUUUCUGAACCUUUAACUAAUUAUGAAAAAAAUUUAGUUCCUAGGAGGAAUUCUGAUAAUGAUAAAUUAGAAUUUGAAAAAUGUAAAGAAAAAGCUUUGGAAGAUAUUUUUAAGGUAGAUGAACCAGAGAAAGUGAACUCAAGUAAUAAUAUUGAAAUAAAAAAUGAUGAUCUUAAUGAGGAAGAUAUACCUUUAGUAGCAUUGAGUUCUAAGAAUAACAAGAUUGCCCAUUGUGCUGUAAAUAAUUUAGAAAUAAGCAUAGAUACUAAACAAAAAUCAUUAAAUGAUUCAAAUAUUACUCAUACAGUAGAAUCUGGCCUUUUAACUGAGAAAUCGCCUAAAAAGCGCGGUAGACCAAAAAAAGUUAAUACAGACAUUUCUGAAGUUAAAUUAAAUGUCAUUGAAAAGGAAUUUGAAGAGAAAGUUUCUAGUGCUGUUGAUGAAAGUUUGCAUAACCUAAAUAGUGUACCAGAAAAAUCUGAUUUAAAUAGUUGUCAAAUAGAGGAACAUCUUGUGCCUAAAGAUUCUAUAAUACCAGACUUGAAAGAACAUUUACCAUAUGAAUGUCUUGCUAAAAGAAGUUUAAAAAAGCCAACGAUGUCUGACUUUGAAUAUAACAUUGACAGUAUUGUAAAACUUGAUGAUCAAUUAGAAAAAUCUGGUUCAGAACAUAGUGAGAAUAUUGAAUCACUUAUAAAAGAAUCAUCCAGACCUGUGCGUCGGAGAGCUAAAAAAAACUUUGAUUAUGAUGAAGGAUCAGAUGAGGACCCUUUUGCAAAUAUAGAAUCAUCUGAUGAUGAGUUACCAAAACGGAAAAAAGGCAAUAAAUAUCUUUCUGAUGAUGAGUAUAUCCCAGGAAAUAAGAGGCAACAGAUAGAUUUAUCAGAUAGUGAUAUUGAUGAAGAGGAAGAGUUUGCCAAACUAAAGAAAAAAAAAGUUAGAAGAUUAGAUAUAGGAUUGCCUAACAAAAGCCCUAAGAAAAGAGGUCGAAAGUCAAAUGGAGAAAAAAUUAAGAGUCUUGUGAGAUCUUCAAUAGAAAUAUGCGAAACAGAUGAAAAUGCCCAAGCUGAUGAAGAAUCACUUGAAAAAAAUAUAAUUGAAGAGAAACAAAAAAAAUCUUGGGAUGGUAAAAGUGAAUUUCAAAAUUUCCUUGCUAAAAUUGCUAAAGGAACUGAUAUAAAAAUUAAAAAAGCUGAAGCAAUUGAUAUUGAGAAAACAGCAUUGCAAAUACCAGUUCUUGAUUCCACACAGGUAAUGAAAACUGUAGAAAUGUUUACUCAAACCAAUGUCAUAACAAAGCCAGUUGCUGUUCAAACUAAUUCUUUGUAUGACAUUCCUAUGAAAAAUCAAGUUGCUUUGACGGCAGAACAGUCAGAGAAAGCAUGUGAAUUUUUAUCAGGUAUAGUAAAAACAACAUCAGAGCUAGGACAAUUAAUGACCCAAAAGUCUGAGGAUUUUAUUGAAAAAAAGAUUAACACCAAAAAUGUAACAGAUACAUUUAAAAUGGAUUAUUGUGUUAAAAAGUCUUUUUUAUUGUUUAAACUGGCAAAACACAACUUAGUUCAGAUGGAAGAAGAUUUAUCAAAACAUUAUGAAGAAUUUUUAAAAGAAAAUGAUUUAAUAAAACAUAGGGAAGAGGAGAAAGUUAUUGCCGCAACAUCAAAUACACACAGUGAUAGUGAUUGCGAAAUUGUAGAAGAACCACUAGUGAAACCAGGAAAAGAAAAACCCGCAUUUAACCCUAAAACAGUUUUUCUUAAUAAAGAAUUGUCAAUAAAAAUAGCAAAAAAAGCAACUGAAAAACCAAAACCCAAAGAGAAAUUAAACAUAAAAGGAAGGCACACAGUUUGGAUUAAUGAUUCAAUAAUGAUUAAAAAAGUUAAACCGAAUCAGUCUUUUUUAGCCCAGGACAGCCGAAAUAUAAAACCUCCUGAUACUUUUGUGACAGUUCAAAUGGUAAGUGACUUUUUUAAGAUAUAUGAACGACAGAAAGCUAUACAAAUUUGUGCACCCUAUGUUAAAAAUCAAGGAUUUGGUGACAAAACAUUCUUAUGCUAUUAUUUUGCUGAGAAAUCAUCCAAUAUACUUGAGAAUUCUCAUAUACCUUAUAAUGAACCUAUACAAAUUCCUGUUGCUGAAACAGAACCAAGCUCUAGAAAUGAAAACAACCUGACAUCAGAUUCAAAUAAAGUUAGUCCUCAGUCAUUAUGUUUAAUAUGUACUCAAAUAAUACAAAGGCAUAUGCAGUCAGAAUAUCCUAUUAUUGCAAAUACAAAGCAAAAAAUCCAAGAAAAUAUAACUUAUGUUGGUGCAUGUGAGAACAAAAAUGAAAAUACACAAAAACAAAAUGUUAAAUUAAAAGUUUCAUCACUUAAAACACUUUGUUAUAAAACAAUUAAGAAACUAAUGUACAAUCUUAAUUUUAGUGACAGUGAAGUUAAGACAGUUAUACCUGUAUGUGAGAAACAACUCAAUAAUAUGUAUGAGAAAAGCAAUAAUAUCUUAUUUGACAUCAAAUUAGAGGAUAUAUCAAAAAAUAGUGUAAAACCUUUAUUUUCUAUUUGUUUAAGCUUAAUACAAAAUUGCUUUAAAAAUGAAAAUAUCUGUGAACAACCAACUUUGCUAUACUGUCCUCAUUCAUUAAAAGAUAUAGCAUUUAAGAGACUCAAGAGCAUUUAUUAUAAUAAAACGACGGGAAAUUGCUUGCAAGAAAAUAAUUCGAAAGAUAGGCUUGAAUUAAAAACCUUAACAAAAAUAUGCAUUGAUAAAAUUUUAUCAAUAAUAAAUGAAAAUGCAAUCUUAGAUACCAGUAAAUGCAAUCAAAAAAAUAAUUCAAAACAAGCUGUAAGGUCUUUAAAUUAUCUCUGUUUAAAUAAAGUAAUGGGCUUACUAAAUCAACACAGUGAAUAUGAUGUUCAAGUAGAUAAUGAGGAACCAUUGAAUUUCUGUAUAGAUAAAGUUAAUACAGUGUCAGAAGAUGUGUUUUUAGAGGAUAAUUAUGAAAAUUACCCUGAGAAUGUUCACCAAAGCGAUCGAUAUAUGGAUGACGAAGAAUAUAAUUUAUGUGAUAGUGAGGACGUAAUUAAUUAUGAGUUUGAGUCCAGAGAAGAUGACAAUAAUUGGGUAUCACAAGUUCAGAUGAAAGAAUUGCGCUCUUGUACGGAUCCUAUAAUUACACAGGAAUGCGAAAAAAGUCAAGAAACUGAUAUUUGUCUGUUAAAUAUUAAAAUAGAACCUUAUGAUUAUGUAUCGGAAAGCAUUGGCGAGUCUUCUACGAUAAAAAUGGAACCUGUAGAAGUAGAAGAAACUCAUUUUGCACAAUUAGAUAUAAUUACAAAGCAAGAAAAUGUCAUUUCUAAUUCUUCAAAUAAAGAAGUUAUUCAAAGACAAAACUGCCACAGUUACGAUGUUGAAACUUUUGAAGCCUUUGUAAGUUCAAAUAAAAUGAUUUUAUCCAUGUCAAACAUUGAAUAUGAAGACGUUUUUACACAAAGUACUUCACGAGUUCGUAGACAUCAUGAGCCUGAUUCAGAUCACAAUAAUGAAACGUAUACUGAUACAAUGAACUUACUAGUACCACAAAAUGUAGAUACAGCUAAAGGGAGACUAAUGGAAAGUAGUUCAGAUGAAAGUAUAAACAAAUCAACUGAAAAAAAGAAACUAGAAAAAAGAAAACUUAAAUUUAAAAAAAAUAAAAAAGAUUUGCCACCAACGAAAGAAAAAUUAGUCCUCAAGAAUGAUGUUGCAAUAUUAACUAGAAGAAUGCGGGAUAAAAUUAGGCAAAAAGAGAAAACUAAUCAGUCGUCAGAUUCUGAAUUGGAGGACAUGACAUUAAAUCUAAGAAAGGAUAAGUCAAGCAACAUCGACAAAAACAAGAAAACUAAAUCAACAGAUAAUGAUUCGCCAGAAAAAGAAAUACAAUGUAAUGAUGUAGAUUCAACUGAAAAAAUUGAUGAUAGUUACAUAGAAAAAAAAGAAAACAAAAAUAUAAAUAUUCAGAUUGGGAGCAACAAUGAAAUUACUUUAGAUGGUGAAAGUGAAAACAAUCAAAACUUAAAUGCAAACGUUAUUGAACCGGUCCAUUUCAAUGGGCCGUUAUCGCCAUUAAUUAAACUAGAUGAACCCAUUGAACUUAUAGAAUGUCAACCUACAAUAUCUUUAUUAGAAAAUAUUAAUGAAGCUAACUAUGAGAUAGAUAAAGAGACAAAUUCAAAAGUACAAUUGAAUCUAGAUGACACAAUGCCAUUUGUUGAUCGCCAUGGUUGGCAGUGUUAUCCUAUUGAUGGUAAAGAUAGCAAAAUUUAUCAAUAUCCUUAUGUUUCAUUAGACAAACUACCAGAAUCGUUUGUGGAAAUAUAUUUCAGAUAUCAGGAUAUAACUGAUAAAAACAACGACGAUGCAGAAGUGGACAAAUUAACAAAUUUAAAUUCAUUACAUCAACGUACAGUGCAUAUCCAACCAAAAGAUAAAAAUAGGGGAAAAGUAAACAACAGUAAAAAAAAUUGUAACGAACCUGUGAAAGAAUGCAUCUCGCACGAAAAUUUACAAACUCGUGUUAAAGUUGAAGCACAUAAUGAACUCUCACCUUCAGAAGAUGAAAGAGAAUUCGAAGAUAAUGUUUCUCAUUUUGCGCCGAAACAAAGCUCCGAUAAUUAUUUGGCGAAAGAUUCGCUCAUGGACGACGACAGUGAAUCAGAAAAGAUUGACAAUAAGGAUACCAACGAAACUAAAGUUGAUGAUGAAAUUUGUCAUAAACCUAGAGCGGGGCGUUCGUUGAAAUCUAAAGAUAAAGACAAGUUUAAUCCUGAUGAUUUAAUGCUCACUGCUGACAAAAUGAUGAAUAAAGAAUUAGCGUUAUUACAUGCGCCUGUUGUUUUGAAAGAAGAAAUUGAAGAUAAAAAGGACUUCACAAUUAGACCUACCAGAAGUACUAAUAAAAAUACAACAAAAAUAAGUAUAAUAAAGGAACCAAAGGAAGAAGAUGACUCCUCAUCGGAAGAAGAAAAGCAAUGGUUUACGACGAAAGAAAAACUUUUGAAAAGAUUAGAAAAAAAACAGGAAGUUCCUAACGUGGACGACGCGAAACGCGCAAAGCUCGUGAGUGAGUUUAUCGAGAAGCGUGGAGACGGCAUCGAGACCAGACAACGCGCGCGACCGCGCCGACGCUCGAAGAAGAAGUUGCUCGAGCGACGCAAGCAGAUGAAGAUACUUUCAAGGGAACUCUUUGGAGAUGAGACCUCGCAUACGGGCAAGAAAUACCAAUCUCAGACCAAUAUGAGCAAGGGUCGUCGUAACAUACGGAAGGUAAUUGACAAGAAAUCAUUGGGUCGUAACACUGUUUUGGCGAAUAUGGAGGAAUUUGAGAGAAAACAGAGACUGAGUCAACGACAAGCGCAACUUAGAGAAGUUCUCGGCUGCGAAGAGGGAGUGAACGUGGUAGUUAUCAACGACGAGCUCUGUCUGGAAUAUGACUUUCAGGAGCUUCGGCCGAUCGUGACGGUCCAUCCAUUCUUCACGAAAGUCAUGAAGGCGCAUCAGUACUCGGGCGUGAAGUUCAUGUGGGACGCGUGCUUCGAGAGCGUGGCCGCGACGCGCGGCGGCGGCGGCGGCGGCUGCAUCCUCGCGCACUGCAUGGGGCUCGGCAAGACGCUGCAGGUGCUGGCGCUGCUGCACACCGUGCUGACCCACCCGAAAGUGGGAAUGCGUCGCGUGCUCGUGUGCUGCCCGCUGUCCACUGUGCUCAACUGGGUGGAUGAGAUCAACAAGUGGAUCGGACCGGUCACUAAUAAAAUCAAGCAACGCAAAAUAAAAAGGAAACUCCAGGUAUUCGAGCUUUCGAAAUUAAAAAAGACUUACGAACGCGCCUACCAGCUAGAGGACUGGUUCAACGGUGGUGGAAUUUUCAUUAUCGGCUACGAAUUAUUCCGGAGUCUGACAACCCUCGAUCCCAUGCUCGACAACGUGAGACCGACAAUCGUGAACAAGAUCCGAAUGGCGUUGCUGGACCCGGGACCGGAUAUGAUAAUAUGUGACGAGGGACAUUUACUUAAAAACGACUGUUCCGUUCUCGCCGUGGCGAUGAGCCGGGUCGUGACCAAGCGGAGGAUCAUACUGACCGGAACUCCCAUGCAGAAUAACCUGCGGGAAUACUAUUGUAUGGUCAAUUUUGUCAAGCCUAAUCUCCUUGGAACGUAUUCGGAGUACUCCAAUCGGUUCGAAAAUCCCAUAAUGAACGGCCAACAUAGAGAUUCAAGAGAGGAAGAUAUAAAACUCAUGAAGGCGCGAACUCAUAUUCUUCACAAAGUACUCGAAGGCUGUCUGCAACGGCAAGAGGCGUCGGUGCUGUACCCUUACCUGCCAAAGAAAUAUGAGUACACGUUGUUCAUAACGUUGACCAAGUGCCAACGGGAAUUAUACAACCAUUAUCUCUUCAAUUGUACAAAGGAGACUAAACAAAGUGUUCUUAAAGACUUUCACGUAUUACAAAAAAUCUGGACACAUCCCCAGGUUCUGCAAAACUUUUUAACGAGGGCACGAGAUGAUGGAACUGAUACUAAAAUUAAAGUGGAGAAGCUGGAGGACGACCUGGCGCGCGACGACCUGGGCGCGUCGGAGGACGCCAAGCCCGGCGCGGCGGAGGGCGGCUGGCUGCCGCACGUGGCGCCCCGCCUGCUGCACGCGCUCGACAGCUCCAACAAGUUCCUCGUCGUCUUCCGCCUGCUCGACGAGUGCGUCGAGCUCGGGGACAAAGUCCUCAUCUUCUCGACGUCGCUGUACACGAUGGACGCGCUGGAGUACUUCCUGCGGCGCGAGCGCGCGUGGGCGCUGGGCCGCGAGUACUACCGCCUGGACGGCUCCGUGCCGGCCGAGGUGCGCCAGAAGUGGUGCCGCGAGUUCAACGCGCCCAACAACGUCACCACCAGAUUAUUUCUGAUAUCCACACGAGCGGGAUGUCUCGGUCUAAACAUGACAGCGGCUAAUCGCGUUAUCAUCCUGGACACGUCGUGGAAUCCGGCUCACGACAUACAGAGCAUAUUCCGCGUUUAUCGCUUUGGGCAAAAGAAAGACUGCUAUAUCUAUCGUCUUGUAGCAAUGGGUACCAUGGAGCAGAAGAUAUACGAGCGGUCGGUGACUAAGCAAGCGGUGGCCUGUCGCGUGGUGGACGAACAGCAGAUCGAUCGACAUUAUAAUAUGUCCGAUCUCUCCGAGUUGUACAACCUGGACGAGGCGGGCGCGGGCGUGAGCGCGGGGCUGGCGGCGGGCGUGCGCGACGCGGCGCUGCUGCGCGUGGCGCGCGCGGACGCGGCGGGCGCGGCGCUGCACGCCGUGCACGAGCACGACUCGCUGCUGCGCGGCUCCGGCGAGAGCGGCCUGCCCGAGGACGAGCGCGCCGCCGCCUGGAUGCAGUUCCAGCAGGAGCACACCGCCAACCACACCACAAUAAAAAAUAUUGAGAUAGAUCUCCUAGCGGCCGAAAAAACCCGUGAUAAAAUUGUAGGUAACAAUGACAUCCAGUUACAAGCAGAAGCUGAAAAGUCUAAAAAUAUACAAGAACGAAAACCUAAAAGAGAAAAAAAGACCAGUACGACAAAUAGUUAUAUAGACUCACAGCCGUCGACUAGUCGGCAAUCAGAAUCUACUCUUAAACCAGAGGCCGAAGAAUCGAUGAUAAAAAAAAUAAUGGGCAUUCUUAUCAAACAUAACUUUCACACUACUAAAACAGCUGAAGAAAUUUCAGAUUUAGUUGUAGAUGUCCGAAAUGUUAUAGCUAAUGCUAAAAAGAAUGGUCUUGAUAAUGUUAAUCCUUUGACUGCAAGUAUCGCUAAGGUUUUACUAGAAAGCGAGGCUUUACCCAUAUCGGAGUCGAACAACGUGAGUCUUAAAGUAGACGUAAGCCAUUCUCCUGAAUCAGAGUCAACCGAAAUGAUAAUCGGUAUUCCAUGUGAUGAAGAUAUACGUAGUGCUGUUGAAACCCACGAUAAAGAUACAACCACACAAGAAUACUUUGAUAGGAAACGACGAAGAGAGCGAAAACAAUCGGAUGAGGAAUACGUCCCUGAAUCAAGGCGAAGGAAAAAGAAAGUAACACCUGGUGAAAAGCCAAAGAGAAAAAGAACGAAUGAAAAAAAUGGAGCAAAUACUAUUGAUGAUAGCUCAUUUGACUCUUCCGAGGUCCCCCGAACAGAAGCUCAGGAGUCUGCAUUAAUCGAAUCAGAAAAUAGUGUACCCACAAUAUUGCAGUCAGUUAUUAAUAGAACUUCCGACCAAAUAUUAACGAAGCAAUUGGUAAUAGAGGAAACAAUAGAAGCGAAAUUGUCUGAAAAAAAUAUGUCAGCGAAACAAAUCAAAAACAGUGACGACUGUAUGGUCGUUGAAAGCAUUCUACUGAGUGAUGAUGACGAUGAGCCAUUAGCUGCAAUAAAACCCACAGAAAAUGUUAACACGGAUAAUUCAAAAGAGAAUAAAAAGAACAAAGAUGAAGAAAACAACGAAAUAAUACCACUACAUCAAUCAUUACUAAUUAAUAAAAACUUUAUCAAAAUUGUAGCCCAUACGUAUUUGAGUGGAAAUCCAAUGUUAGACGAAGAUGCAGCGAUUCUUGCAGCUCAAUACAGUGCUAUUAAGGCUUUAAAAGAAGUUAAAUCGACUGGAAAAGAAAUUACCAGCGGUCCCAUAUAUGAUAUUGCAGUAAAGGUAUUGGGCAAGAGUUUGUUAAAAAAAUUACAAACUUUACGCGGGGGCAUGAACGAUUUUUCUAUGUCAAUUGAGCCAGAAAAUACUCACAAUCAAAAUGAUAUAACAACUGAAUCUUACAUUGAACCAACACUGAAAAAGGUUACCGUAACCGAAGCAAAGACAAAAAAAGCUAUCAAUAAAAAAUAUUUAAUUAAACAAAAGAAUCAUUCAAUAAAUAGUGCUCAGGAUUGCGGAAAUGAAAAAAAUUGUGUCGACCAGUAUGUAACAGAAUCUAAUGCUGUACCAAUCUCGUGCGGUUCACAUAGUGUAGUUCCAGUUGGAAUAUUCAAAGGUCCUGCGUCCAUCCAUACAAAUGAGCCGCCAUUGCAAGACGAAUGUAUAUUACCUGACGAUGACGAUGCCAUGAUUACCCCACUUAAUACGGAACCAACUUCCGCAAAUGAAGCCAUCUGCCAAAAGAAUGCUACUAGACGAAAUUCGCAGAAACUUUUAGUUAAUGCGGUCAUAGCCGAUAGCGCCAAAAUAGAAAAAAAUGCGAAAAAUGUUUUAAUUCAGCCAAAACCUGUAAAUUUAAUAGUUGCUCCUAUUUCUACAGGUAUUACGAAACCAACAAUAAUGAGUAUUGCGAAGGUAGGUCACGAGGUAGGAAUCACUAAUCCAGGGGUGUCGACGCAAUUAAGUGAUACAAUAUGCUUAGAUAGUGAUGAGGAUGAUAUUACAUCGGAUAUCAGUAAUGUCAUGCCAGUUCGAGAAGAACAGAAUGCGACACCUAUUACCAAACCUCAGAAUGUCGCUGUGGAUUUACCAAUUAAUAGUCCAACAAGGUUAAACAAAAAAAAUGUCGUUUUUCCGGCUUUAAAAGAAACUUCCAAAAGCAUCCAAUCGACAGCUGAUAUUAAUAAAGUAAAUCCUUCUAGUAAAAAUACCAAGGAAAGUGUACGAUCUUCAUUAACUGCUAAUAAGGAGUCUAAGUCACAAAAAAUACUAAAUAAAACAAACUGUAAGCCCGGAGAUAUUUUAAGAAUAUCAGAAUCAGGCAAAAUAGAAGUUUUAAAAAGGACUGACCACUUGCCAGCUUCUGUUUCCUCUUUCGCAAUAAACGAAGCUCGGGGUCAAACUCCCGCAGAUUCGGAGUUUAUUACUAAUGACUGUCAGAUUAUAACUCCAGAUGUAAAUAAAUAUUUCAUAGCGAAAACAGUUUAUAGCACUCCUAAAAUAGUAACAGAGAAAAAAGAUCCUAAAAAUAUGAAGGAAGUCGAAAAAUGUAACAAUAGUAUUCACUCAAAAAUUAAAACUCCAGAUCCACUCUCAGUACUCGAUGAUGUAAUACAUAUACCAUCCGAUGAAAAUGAGAAGACUAUCACGAAACCUUACAAAAAGGCAGAUAAAUUAACUUUGACUCAGGAGGCUUUCGUUGCAAAAGAUAAUAUAAAAUCAACAAGGGAUACCAAGAUAAUCGCUCGUCAGUCGACGAAAAUUAACAUUAAAAAGGUAGAAGAAAAAAAGGAAGUAACAAAUGCAAAUAAUAACAUAGAUCUUACAGCUACUAAUACCAAAGUAUCGAUUAUUACUCCAUCGACAAGGAAGCCAGAAAUUAAAAAUGAGAAAUCUACUAUAAAAAGGUGCGCAAAUAACGAGAAAAACUCUUCGAACUCAUAUGUUUCCAUUGCAAAAAUCAUAGAAGCACGUCAGCCGACAAAUAAUAUUAAAAAGGUGGAAAAGAAAAAUGUAGAAACAAAAAAUGACGUAAUAAACAGAAAUAAUAAAAUAGACCUUACUACUUGUGACAGAGUAUACAAUAAUGCUCCGUCCGCGAUCACGAAAGAAGAUAAUAUGAAAGUAAUCGAUCUAACAGAGAAUUCCUCCGUAAACGAUGCGGGCACAAGAAUUGCAAUUAAAAAAAAAGAUUCUGUCGCUAUUGCAGGCACCUCGAAAGAUAUAAUUAUAAACAAAAUUGGCACUUUAUUGAACAAUUCGAAAAAUAUUCUGACGAAAGAUGUGACAAAAGUAUUAAAUAAUAAAACAAGUGCAAGGAAGAACGUCACUAUAACUUUACAGAAAGUAGCUACGAGUGACAACUUGAAACGUACAUCGCCGUGGCAGGAGUCUGAUAUUAAGAAGAUAAAAGCAGAAUCUUCAAGACCGAUGUCUCUCAAAGACUUCAAUCUUGACGACUUUGAUGACAUCAUAGAGUUAGAAUAAUAAAUUAUAUAUUUCGUAUAAAAUACGCUUGCACAUGAUUAUGACUGGUACACGUUCAGUUUUAUGAUAAAAAAUAAGUACUAUUAAUGAGUCAUAUCGUUUUAUUUACUAUUUUAAUGUUUUUUCAAGCAAAUGACUGUAUGAUUUUUGAUUGUGAUACUAAAUAUUUUAUGUUAAAGAAAUUAUUUUUAAUUUAGUUUAUGAUUAUUAUUGCACUUUUAUAGUACUAUCGCUUUAUAAGACAUAAAAUUUAUAAUUAGAAGUAUAUUAUAGUAGCCUUCCUAGCAGCUAUUAAGUACUAAUAUUGAAAGUGUUAUUGAAUGUGAUUCUAUUUUUAUUUUUAAAAUUAUAACACGAAGUCAGCAAAAUUUGUUUUGUUAAAAAAAAACGAAAAGGAAUGUUUGAUAUUCUAUUCCAUAAUAAUUGCAUGUUUGCUAGAAAUAUGUCACAUAACAAUAAGUUAGUGUAAAUCUUUAAAGUUAUAAAAAUAUAUAUAAUAUAUGUCAGUCGGGCGCUGCGUCGCCCCUUUGCAAUACAUACAACUAAAACAUGUUUAUGUAAAAUUAAAAUUUAUGUAAUCUUUGAAAACAAAGAUAUCAUCAUCAUUUCAUAUUUUAUUUUAUUUUUCACCUGCGAUUUGCCUCGAUUAAAUCAAAUU